UCACUAACAUGUCUUGUCACUGUCCUUCAGGUCAGCGUCAUGAUGCACCCUCUAGUCUUCACUUCGGGCCUCAUACUGCUUCUUUCAGGUGCUGUGGAUUCUGCUAAAGUAGUGAAGGGGGUGGUGGGACACCCUGUCACACUUCCAUGUACUUACACAGUAUCUAGUGGCAUCAAAAGCACAUGUUGGGGGCAAGGGGCAUGCCCACCUUCUAAAUGUGCAAACACACUUGUCUGGACCGAUGGAUAUCGAGUCACCUAUCAGAGGAGCAGCCGGUACCAACUAAAUGGGAACAUCCCUCAAGGAAACGUGUCCUUGACAAUACAGAACGCUGUUCAGAGUGACAGUGGUCUAUACUGCUGUCGAGUGGAGGUACCUGGAUGGUUCAACGAUCUGAAAUUCACCUUUUCAUUGGAAAUUGUACCAGAAAUUCCCACAAUCCCUCCAACAAGACCCACAACUACAACAAGACCCACGACUAUAAUAAGACCCACAACUAUAGCAAGACUCACAACUACAACAAGACCCACGACUACAGAAAGACCCACGACUACUUCAACAAGACCCAUACAUGUACCAACAUCAACCAGAGUCUCUAACUCUACUCCUCCAACACCAGCACAUAUGCAGACUAAACCAGAUUGGAAUAAUGCUGUGACUUCCUCAGAGGACUCUUGGAAGAAUUACACUGAAGCGAUCCCUGUACAGAAGCCGCGUUGGAACAUAGCUAAGGGCUUCUAUGUUGGCAUCUCCAUUGCUGCCCUGAUGCUGCUGCUGCUUCUGAGCACCGCAGUUGUCACCAGACACAUGCUUAUGAAAAAGAAGUCAUGGUCUUUAAGCGUGUUUCCCUUCUGUGUGUCUAAGACGGGAGCUUUGCCAAACACAGUGGUCGUGCAUGCCCGAGCUGAAGAGAACAUCUACAUUAUUGAAGGCAGGCCCUGA
Molecule: messenger RNA, 942 nt
Organism: Acomys russatus (golden spiny mouse)
Lineage: Eukaryota; Metazoa; Chordata; Mammalia; Rodentia; Muridae
Product: hepatitis A virus cellular receptor 1 homolog
Exons: 7
Coding region: 40-942 (300 amino acids)
Biological process (GO): phagocytosis, engulfment; positive regulation of mast cell activation
Cellular component (GO): cell surface
Molecular function (GO): virus receptor activity; phosphatidylserine binding
Source: RefSeq, a predicted model, not a curated record